AUGGGUUACCCAGAGACAUUCGAGGGCUUCAUGGUCCAGUCCCACGAGAAAUGGAGUGACUUUGAGAAGAAAGAUUUCAAACCCAAGCCCCUCGGCGAGCGCGACGUCGAGAUUGCCAUUGAGGCGUGCGGUGUCUGCGGAAGUGACGUUCACACCAUCACCGGCGGCUGGGGUCAGGCCAGUCUCCCCGUCUGCGUCGGCCACGAGGUGAUUGGCAAGGUCAUCAAUCUCGGCUCCAAGGCUACCACCGUCAAGGUCGGUGACCGUGUCGGUGUCGACACCUACAAUGCCACAUACCCCGACGGGUCGAUGGCGUAUGGUGGCUACGCUAGUCACAUCCGUGCCCACGAGUACUUUGUCUUUGCCAUUCCCGAGAAGCUGGAGACAAGCCUGGCUGCGCCUAUGCUCUGUGCCGGUAUCACCUCUUACAGCCCUCUAUCGCGCGCCAAGAUCGGUCCCGGCAAGACAGUCGGUGUCGUCGGAAUCGGUGGUCUGGGACACUUUGGCAUCCUCUUCGCCGCGGCCAUGGGCGCCGAAGUCUGGGCCAUCUCUCACUCCCCCAAGAAGGAGGCCGACGCCAAGUCCCUCGGCGCCAAGGGCUUCAUUUCCACCAACGAGAAGGGUUGGAAUGAGUCUCACAAGUUCAAGUUUGAUUUCAUUUUGAACACCACCGAUGCUACCGACAAGUUCGACAUGGGCGCUUACUUUAGCACCCUCAAGGUCAACGGUACCUUCCACACCGUGGGUAUCUCUGACAAGCCCUUCCCCCCUCUCAACACUCCCGACUUUAUGAGCACUGGAUGCUCCAUCUCCGCCAGUCACAUUGGCAGUCGCGAGGAGGUUCAGGCUAUGCUGGACUUGGCUGCCAAGUCGAACAUCAAGAGCUGGGUUGAGACGAUCGACAUCAGCGAGCAAGGCUGCAAGACUGCCGUCGAGAAGGUGUACAAGGGUGAUGUGCGAUACCGUGUUACUCUUGUCGGCUACGACAAGGUCUUUGGCAAGCGGGCUUAG
Molecule: messenger RNA, 1011 nt
Organism: Penicillium diatomitis
Lineage: Eukaryota; Fungi; Ascomycota; Eurotiomycetes; Eurotiales; Aspergillaceae
Product: NAD(P)-dependent alcohol dehydrogenase
Exons: 5
Coding region: 1-1011 (336 amino acids)
Biological process (GO): alcohol metabolic process
Molecular function (GO): alcohol dehydrogenase (NADP+) activity; zinc ion binding
Source: RefSeq, a predicted model, not a curated record